This is a messenger RNA of Linum trigynum, 638 nucleotides long. The record is from the annotation of a GenBank genome assembly. Lineage: Eukaryota; Viridiplantae; Streptophyta; Magnoliopsida; Malpighiales; Linaceae.
AGAGAUAAAAAUGGAGAUCAAGUUAGUAGACAACACUCCAUGUUAACCUCUUGGAGUAGUUCGAGGAUUGAGUACAAACACAAAUCAGACCAUUCAUCUUCUUUCUAGACUAUGCAGUGAUAAAGAUGGAGAUAGAGACCUAAUAUUCCUUGAUACUUGGAAGAACAUUUCUAGCAACUUUCAGUGCCAUGAUCAAUGCAGCAAAAAGAGAAAUCACACUACCAGUAGGAGAGGUCAUGCUCAUGCAUAUAGUAACGGGCUCUAUUCAAGACAAGGAAGGGAAGCAAGCCAUCGAGGAUGAUGAUUUUGAGGAUAAUGAAGAUAUGGACUCAGAGAUAGAGAUCAAGUUCAGAGCGGGAUCUCUAUAUGAGGAUUCCUUACAUGCAACAUAUAAUCAUUACGAUGAAGACCUAGUGUGGGGAGACAAGUUGAAAGAAGCUCUACCAACUUUGGAUUUGAAGCUAGCACAAAUGACACUCAAGAUAGCCAGUACAAGAACAAAGGCAUUGCUAUAAAAGAUCGAGAAGCUGGAGUAGGAAGCAUCAGAGGCUUUCAAGAGUUCUUGCACCAUCAUAGAUUCAAUCCACAAACCAUGGAGCCACAAACGAUGAACGGGGUGAUAAAGGAAUGUCAGAACU